Phascolarctos cinereus (koala) is the source of this 530-nucleotide messenger RNA. NCBI's taxonomy places the organism in Eukaryota, Metazoa, Chordata, Mammalia, Diprotodontia, Phascolarctidae. The record is from RefSeq and is a predicted model, not a curated record.
CGAAACUUGGGCCCACACAGAGCCAGCCAGAGUCUGAACCAGCGAGCAGCUCUUUCACUAAGAAGAAAGUAGAUGUGACCAGCCAGGCCAGCUCUGACCCUCCUGGGAGCCCUCUGUCCCCAAGAGGAGGGGAUAGCACUUCCGACUAUAUGACUACAACAGGUCAGGGAUUGUCUGCAGUAACAGGACACAUGCCACCAACUGCCAGUGCUGAGUCAACAGGCAGCCCCUUGGAGCUCCAAGCAGUCACAUCCCAGACUUCCAGCUCAGGGAGGAACAACAUUGCCCCAGGAACACCUGACCCCCAUCUGACCAUCACAUCGAAACUUGGGCCCACACAGAGCCAGCCAGAGUCUGAACCAGAGCAACGCUUUGGGAUCCUGAAAGCUGAUUUCAACUCUCCAGCUAUCCUGGAAUCUGAGGCCAGAAAAGAAGAGUUUCUGAGAGAGAUACAAGAAGCCGUAAAGGUUAUUUUAGGUCAUGAGCAAUUCAGACUGAAAUGGAUCAGCUUUGAAGAGAACAAAAAGUAG